Molecule: messenger RNA, 1350 nt
Organism: Thlaspi arvense
Lineage: Eukaryota; Viridiplantae; Streptophyta; Magnoliopsida; Brassicales; Brassicaceae
Source: the annotation of a GenBank genome assembly
AUGGCCUCCUCAACUCUCCAUUUCAUCUUCUUCUCCGCCCUUCUCUUGCCGUUCACACUCACCACCUCCACACGUGAUCCAUGUGCGUCCGACGGCUCUGACGAUCUCUCAAUCAUACCCGUUAACGCCAAAUGCUCACCUUUUGCAGCCAAUCCUAUUUCUGGCUCAGUCAUGGACACUGUCCUCCACAUGGCUUCCGCAGACUCCCAUCGCCUCACCUAUCUAUCGAGUCUCGUCGCCGGAAAACUCAAGCCAGCCUCUGUACCCAUCGCCUCCGCUAACCAGCUCCUCCACACCGGCAACUACGUCGUCCGAGCCAGUCUCGGCACUCCUUCUCAGCUCAUGUUCAUGGUCCUAGACAUCAGCAACGAUGCCGUUUGGGUCCCUUGCUCCGGCUGCUCCGGCUGUUCCACUGCCGCAACUGCCGCUUCCUUUGCUCCGAAGCUCUCCUCCACUUACUCCACCGUCUCUUGCUCCACCGCACAAUGCACCCAAGCACGUGGCCUCACGUGCCCAUCCUCCUCACCCUCACCACCGUCCAUCUGCUCUUUCAACCAAUCCUACGGCGGAGAUUCGUCCUUCUCCGCCUCGCUCGUCCAAGACACGCUGACGCUAGCCUCUGACGUCGUCACCGGUUUCUCCUUCGGCUGCAUCAACUCUGCCUCCGGCAAGUCUCUACCUCAGCAAGGACUAAUGGGCCUGGGACGCGGGCCAAUGUCGUUAAUCUCUCAAACGGGGUCGCUAUACUCAGGCGUGUUCUCCUACUGCCUCCCUAGCUUCAGGUCGUUCUACUUCUCCGGGUCGUUGAAACUGGGCCUGGCGGGUCAACCCAGAUCCAUCAGAUACACACCACUCCUCAGUAACCCUCGCCGUCCAUCACUUUACUAUGUCAACCUCACUGGAGUGAGUGUCGGUUCGGUCCAGGUGCCCCUUAACCUUACGUACUUGACGUUUGAUUCGAAUACCGGCGCCGGAACGAUCAUCGAUUCCGGCACUGUCAUUACUCGUUUUGUUCAACCGGUUUACGAGGCCAUUAGACUCGAGUUUAGGAAGCAGGUGAAAGGGCCAUUCUCGACGAUGGGAGCGUUCGACACGUGUUUCGCGGCUGAUAACGAAAACGUGGCGCCAACGAUAACGCUGCACAUGACGUCACUCGAUCUGAAGCUGCCGAUGGAGAAUACGCUUAUCCAUAGCAGCGCGGGAACGCUGGCGUGUCUAUCGAUGGCGGGGAUACCGCAGAACCCGAACGCUGUCCUAAACGUGAUCGCGAAUCUCCAACAGCAAAAUCUAAGGAUCUUGUUUGACGCCCCCAAUUCCCGUAUAGGAAUUGCUCAUGAGACCUGCAACUAA